AUGAAGAAGUACAAAUUCGCGGGAUUUUCGGGAUUUGAUGGCGGCGGAUUUUCGCCGCCGUCCGAUGGUACCUUGGAAAAUCGCCGUUCAAUGACGAAGGUCAUGAAUGGAUCAUCACGUCAAAUGCUAUCCCCUCCGGCUUUCGGUGACGGAAAUAAUGGAGUUGUUCUGAUCAACAAAACUAUGAAUAACAAAGGUAUUGUUAUCAAAGAAGGUGGCUUAUCAGCAAGGAUUGAACCAGAGAUCAUUGGUAAAGGUAAAGGUAAAUUGAUUGAAGAAGAAGUGGGGGAAUUUCUUAAAAGAAGGGUAGAUUUAAAACCUUAUGACGGUUCAGAAGGGUCGCCUUCCAUUCUAGCAUUGAAGAUGAACAGUCCCUCUUCCAGUGGAAUUAAAAACAAUAAUGAUGUGGUAAUUCUUGAUCGUUUUAAGUCUGUAAAUCCGGAUUUGUCUAACUUUGAAGCAAGCAAAAGGAAAAAUGAAUCAAAAUCUCCAAACGUGAAAGGUGGAACAGGGAAAAUGCUGUUCUCUAAUUUAUUCAAUGUCAAAGAAGUAGAUUCAGCUGAGCAAGGAAUUGGUGGUGAUAAUAUUCCGAACUCAAAGGAUAAUCUUGAAGGAGAGAAAAACAAAUUAUGGAGAAAGAAGGAAAAUAUCAAAGUUUCAGAUCUUCAACUGGGUGAAUUUCUUGCUGAAGACGGUAAAACAGUUAAACUUCAUGAAGACAAUGAGAAGGAAAAUUCUGACAGGCUCUGUAAUUCAAUAGUUAUAAAAGUAUUUGGAGGUGAUCCUCCACUGAAAACCAUUAGCUAUGAACUGAGAAGACAAUGGAUGCAGUUCGGAAAAUUCCAUUUAACAAUGCUAGGCAUGGGAUGGGUGUUAUGUUCAUUUUAUGAACCAGAACACAUGGAGGCAGUGAUGACAAAUGGUCCAUGGUUUGUUAAUGGAAAAAUUAUUGGAAUGGACAACUGGUCCCAAAAUUUCUCUACAAAUUCUUUGAAAGGAUUAACGGCACCAAUCUGGAUAAGAUUACCUAAUCUUCCACUUCAAUGUUGGGACAACAUCAAUCUGUGUAGAAUUGCCUCAAUGGUUGAAGGUAAAGCUGGAAGGUUCUAUCAAAAGUUUGAGUAUGAAAGAGUGCCUAAUUUCUGUUACAAUUGUGGUCUUAUUGGACACAAUGUAGAAGCCUGUAAAGAGUUCACAGGAAAUAAAGCCAUAGAAGGGAAUAGUUCUGUUUCAGAGAUCAAUAAAGCAGCUAAAGACAUAGAAGAGACAGGUUAUGGGCCUUGGCUUGUUGUUAAUAGAGGAAGAAAUAAAGCAAUUCAGCAAAAUCAGAAUCAAAUUCUUCACCGGCCUCUUCAAAAAGUUAAUAAAAGUCUAUGGAAGAUAAAGGAGGUUAAUAAUGUUCCUGGGAAAGCUGAUAAUGAAACAGAUAAGAAGAUCUUGGAAGUAAAUUCUGUAGAUGUUGAAGAGCCAAUUGCUGAUAACAAAGUGGAAGAAGGGAUUGCUGAAAAUCUAUUUAAGAAAGCAAUAGAUUCCAAAAACUGCAGUCCAGAACUUAAUCAAUCUUGUAUCAAAGAAUUCAAUUUAUUGAGUAAUCAAAUUGAAGGAGAGAUUAUUCUAGAAAAUCUGAUUGAAGAUCAAGUGCAGGAAGAGCCUCCAGAUAAGAAUUUUUCUGAUCCCAGUUGCAUUUCAAAUUCUUUACUUCAUUGUAAUGAAGAUGUUUGUAUUAUUGUGAAGAAGAAGAAAUCCAAAAAAUUGAAGGACUUGGGUCCUAUCAGCUCGAAAUUAAGGAGCAGGAGAAUGGAAAUGGAAUCCAAAGAAACGAAAUUGACUUCUAUAGAUAGGAAAGAAGUUAAUAAUCUAAUUGGUGAUGGGUGGAACUAUGAUAUGGUAUCCUCUAACGGAUUAUCUGGAGGUUUGAUUGUGCUCUGGAACACAAAUGUAGCUGAUUUCACUAUGUUAGACUCUUCUAAUCAAUGCAUUAUUGGGGACCUGGUGAUCAAGAAUGACAGCAAAUGGAGGAUAGCAGCAGUGUAUGCUAAUAAAGAAUGCUGUAAAAGAAGAGAUCUUUGGGAAAAGCUUGGUACCUAUUCGUCUGUGGAUUAUCCUAUGACAAUCGCUGGAGAUUUCAAUUGCAUUACUUCUAGAGAAGAUAAAAGAGGUGGUAAAAGAUUCUCUUAUUCUCAAGGCUCUAAGGAAAUGGAUACUUUCUUUGCUAACAAUGAUUAUCAUGAGAUUAACUUCAUUGGACCUCGUUUCACUUGGUGCAACAACAAGGUUGGAGGAGCUCGUAUUCUUGAAAGGCUUGACAGGUGUUUCUUUAACACUUAUGCUUUAAAUUUAUCUUCUCCUUUAAUUCUAAAUCAUAUAGCUAGAAUUGCUUCCGAUCAUUGCCCUUUAGUCCUCAACAUUAUCAAUUCUAAAUACAAAGCUGUCAAGUCCAUUAAAUUUGAGGAUGUUUGGAUUUCAUACCCGGCUGCUCUCAAAGUGGUUAAAAAAGCUUGGUCUAUUAAUUAUCAAGGGAGUCAUGCGCAUAUUUUGAAUUCAAAAUUCAAAAGGACUCUUAAAUCUUUGUUUUUCUGGAGUAAGGCAAAGAAGGUGAACUUGAACUAUUCUAAAGACAAACUGUUAAAAGAAAUUAUGGAAAUUCAAAGUAGAGAAGAUGAAAAUGGACUUUUAUCUGAUGAAGAUUGUUGGAGAUUAAAAGCUAAAGUUCUGGAGUUGAAUUUUAUUAUGGCUAGACUAAACACUUGGUGGAAGCAAAGAACAAAAACCAAAUGGAUGAAGGAAGGUGAUAGCAACUCAAGAUUUUUUCAAACUUUUGCUAGUGCAAAAAGGAGGCUGAAUAGCAUAGUGAAGAUCAAAGAUGAAGAAGGUUUUGUAGUGGAUAAACAAGAUCAAAUUGAAAGUGUUUUGCUCAGAUUCUUUGAACAGAAAUGGAGGCAAAGGGAGUGCUCUUUAGAAGGGUGGCCUGUCUCGAAUUGUACAGUAAAAGAUGAUGAUAAAAAUUGGUUGUCUAGAGCUUUCAUGGAGGAAGAAAUUGUAGCUGUUGUCAAAGACUUAGGCAACAACAUUGCACCUGGUUGUGAUGGGAUCACUUAUUCCUUUUUGAGAACUUAUUGGGUUAUCAUAAAGAAGGAUUUCUUAAAUGCUAUAUUAUAUUUUCUUCAACAUGGCGUUAUGGAGAAUUCUUGGAAAGACACUUUGAUUGUGUUAAUUCCAAAAAUUACUAAUCCUAUGAACCCUUCCAACUAUAGACCUAUUAGUCUUUGUAAUUCGGUUUACAAAGUAGCAGCUAAAGUCAUACUUAAUAGGCUAUCAUACAUCAUUCCCAAAGUCAUUUCUAAUGAGCAAGCUGCUUUCAUUCAAGGGAGAUCCAUUUCAGAUCAUCUAUUAAUUACUCAAGAGGUCUUUCACAAAUUCAGGUUUUCAAAAAAUUCCAAAGGGCUUGUAGCUUACAAGAUUGACAUGGAACAAGCAUAUGACUCAAUGAGUUGGGAUACUCUUGAAGGAGUCUUAAAAUAUUAUGAAUUCCCUUCUUUAUUCUCCAAAGUCAUCAUGGAAUGUGUGUUAAAACCAAGAUUUUCUAUUAUAAUCAAUGGAAGCAAGUCGGAUUGGAUUUCAGCAAAAAGCGGUUUUGUCAAUGAUGCCCUUUGUCCCCAUUUCUUUUUAUUUUAUGUUCACAACUCUUAUCAAAUGCUCUAG
Messenger RNA from Dendrobium catenatum, 3702 nucleotides. RefSeq lists its product as uncharacterized. NCBI's taxonomy places the organism in Eukaryota, Viridiplantae, Streptophyta, Magnoliopsida, Asparagales, Orchidaceae. Gene Ontology annotation, molecular function: zinc ion binding; nucleic acid binding. The record is from RefSeq and is a predicted model, not a curated record. Bases 1 to 3702 code for a protein of 1233 amino acids. The transcript is spliced from 4 exons.